This is a messenger RNA of Perognathus longimembris pacificus (Pacific pocket mouse), 928 nucleotides long. It is a transcript of the gene H1-4, whose product is annotated as H1.4 linker histone, cluster member. The record is from RefSeq and is a predicted model, not a curated record. Gene Ontology annotation, cellular component: nucleosome. Lineage: Eukaryota; Metazoa; Chordata; Mammalia; Rodentia; Heteromyidae. Gene Ontology annotation, biological process: nucleosome assembly. Bases 54 to 713 code for a protein of 219 amino acids. The transcript has a single exon. Gene Ontology annotation, molecular function: DNA binding; structural constituent of chromatin.
CAGUGCCUCUGCUUCCGGCUCGAGUUGCUUGCUUUCUAUAAGCUCGUGUCAACAUGUCCGAGACUGCGCCCGCCGCCCCGACUGCUCCGGCCCCCGCUGAGAAGACGCCAGUGAAGAAGAAGGCACGCAAGACCGCAGGUGCUGCGAAGCGCAAGGCGUCCGGGCCCCCCGUGUCCGAGCUCAUCACCAAGGCAGUUGCUGCUUCUAAGGAGCGCAGCGGAGUGUCUUUGGCCGCGCUUAAAAAGGCAUUGGCAGCCGCCGGCUACGAUGUGGAGAAGAACAACAGCCGCAUCAAGCUCGGUCUGAAGAGCCUGGUGAGCAAAGGCACCCUGGUGCAGACCAAAGGCACCGGUGCUUCGGGCUCUUUCAAACUCAACAAGAAGGCGGCCUCCGGGGAAGCCAAGCCUAGGGCGAAAAAGGCAGGUGCGGCUAAGGCCAAGAAAACUACAGGCGCUGCAAAGAAGCCCAAGAAGGCUACGGGGACUGCCACCCCCAAGAAAAGCGCCAAGAAGACCCCAAAGAAGGCAAAGAAGCCAGCCGCAGCUGCAGCAGCGAAAAAAGCAAAGAGCCCGAAAAAGGCGAAAGCGGCCAAGCCGAAGAAGGCGCCCAAGAGCCCAGCCAAGGCAAAGGCUGUGAAGCCUAAGGCGGCAAAACCAAAAGCCGCUAAGCCCAAGGCAGCCAAGCCAAAGAAGGCAGCAGCCAAGAAGAAAUAAAGUUCCUUUGGCCAACUGCUUUGCACAACACAACCCAAAGGCUCUUUUCAGAGCCACCCACCGAUCUCAGUAAAAGAGCUGCUGCACGUUCAAGUGGGCGUCGCUAGGAGCUGGGGGCGGGCUUUCGCGCGCAGCUGAGGAGCCUGACUUGGCCACUUUGCUUGCUCGCAGGGAAAUGUGCAAUGGUAGUUAAUAAACCCGAGUACUGUAGCUCA